Messenger RNA from Astyanax mexicanus (Mexican tetra), 1429 nucleotides. Its product is annotated as tropomyosin alpha-1 chain. Gene Ontology annotation, cellular component: actin filament. Gene Ontology annotation, molecular function: actin filament binding. Lineage: Eukaryota; Metazoa; Chordata; Actinopteri; Characiformes; Acestrorhamphidae. The transcript has 10 exons. The coding region runs from base 236 to 1090 and encodes 284 amino acids. Gene Ontology annotation, biological process: muscle contraction; actin filament organization. The record is from RefSeq and is a predicted model, not a curated record.
AACAGCGAAUCACCGGCCGGCUCGAGCCCAAACCUCGUAUCAGGUGUCCCUGCAGGAACCGGGGAGCGCGCGCCGACACGCAUAUUUGACAGCUCGAGGUCCAGAGUGAGCUCGCACUCCAGCUCAGCGCUCAGCUCGGAACACUCCUCUCCUCUCCCGAACCCAGCCUGACCCGCCCGGACCAGCCUGACCCAGUCCCAGUCCCAGUCCAGCACCAACACCACCACCAGCAGCCAUGGAUGCCAUCAAGAAGAAGAUGCAGAUGCUGAAGCUCGACAAGGAGAAUGCCUUGGACCGGGCUGAGCAGGCAGAGGGAGACAAGAAGGCAGCGGAGGACAGGAGCAAACAGCUGGAGGAUGAUCUGGUGGCUCUGCAGAAGAAGCUGAAGGCCACUGAGGAUGAGCUGGACAAAUACUCAGAGGCUCUGAAGGAUGCCCAGGAGAAGCUGGAGCUGGCAGAGAAGAAAGCCACUGAUGCUGAGGGAGACGUGGCCUCUCUGAACAGACGUAUCCAGCUGGUUGAGGAGGAGUUGGACCGCGCUCAGGAGCGUCUGGCCACCGCCCUGCAGAAGCUGGAGGAGGCUGAGAAGGCCGCAGAUGAGAGCGAGAGAGGAAUGAAGGUCAUUGAGAACAGGGCUCUGAAGGAUGAGGAGAAGAUGGAGAUCCAGGAGAUCCAGCUGAAGGAGGCCAAGCACAUCGCUGAGGAGGCCGACCGCAAGUACGAGGAGGUUGCCCGUAAGCUGGUGAUUGUUGAGGGUGAGCUGGAGCGUACAGAGGAGCGCGCUGAGCUCAAUGAGGGUAAGUGCUCUGAGCUGGAGGAGGAGCUGAAGACAGUGACCAACCUGCUGAAGUCUCUGGAGGCCCAGGCUGAGAAGUACUCCCAGAAGGAGGACAAAUACGAGGAGGAGAUCAAGGUCCUGACAGACAAGCUGAAGGAGGCUGAGACCCGUGCUGAGUUCGCUGAGAGAUCAGUCGCCAAGCUUGAGAAGACUAUUGAUGACCUUGAGGAUGAGCUGUAUUCUCAGAAACUCAAGUACAAAGCCAUCAGCGAGGAGCUGGACCAUGCUCUCAACGACAUGACCUCCAUGUAAAUGUCAUAUAAAUUGUUUCCCCCUCCUCUGUGCUGCUGGAGCUGGCGGUUAAGUGGCAUCUCUCUCUGCUCUUCAGCAUCUGUCUGUUUCCUGCUUUCUGUCACUGCUUUCCUCCAUCACGCCAUCCUCAGUGGGGGUGGAGCACAGCUCUGAAAUCCCAUCUGUUGUACAGAACUUUGAGUUAUUUUGCUUUCUGUAAAAUAAUAAAGAAAUAUUAUUCCAUCUGUGUAAGCUCCCCACUCUCUCUCUCUUUCUCUCUCUUAGUUUGUCUUAAUUCUUUCUUAUGUUAACUUAUUGUUGAGAAGCUUGAAUAAAAUCUAGAAAAGCUCCUCUCAUGAA